Messenger RNA from Paramecium octaurelia, 612 nucleotides. The record is from the annotation of a GenBank genome assembly. Lineage: Eukaryota; Ciliophora; Oligohymenophorea; Peniculida; Parameciidae.
AUGUGGGCACGAAUUUUAAGAUGUUUCAGGCCUAACCCUGACCCUCUGUUAAUAUGGGAGCCCCAUACAGACUUGAAUUUGUACAGCGACUUCUAAGAGUUGAUAGAAAAUCGCUUUAAUGAAGUUAAGAGAAGCUCAAGCAUUUAUAAAUACUAUGCUAAGAUAGGAUUCCAGGGAUUCAUAUAUAUCUUAAAUAUUCUUGAACUUAUCUUUACAUUAUGUUACAAGACUUACAAUAAUAUUUCUGAUGACGAGACAUACUAUGUGAGAUGCUAUUUUAUUUCUAUCAUUUUUUGUGUUCUACUUCAUAGUGGAAGCUGGAUGUACACGUAUAAAUUCAGAGAAGUAGCUAAACAAAGCCUUUUUGUUGAAAUUUCAUACUAUAUCUAUUACAUGUUUAUGGGAGUACUGAGCUAUUUUAAAUUAGCUCCCUUUAUUUAUUAUUUUAAUAGAGAUUAAUCCAUAAAAUAAUUCUCAUUCAGUGAGAUUAAUAAAUACCUCUAAUUAAAUGGGGAAGAUAAAUUUCGAAAUCCAUGCAUGCUUUUCAAGCAUAGAACAAAACCUGUCAAUAUCUUUAGAGAUUUAAUAUUCCACAGAGUUGCUCUCAUUUGA